GGAGAUUUACAAAAGAUCUCAAUUUUGCCGUUACCAAGUACGAAUAUUAUUGCGCUUUAAUGUUUAGAAAUAUUUUAGAGAAGAGUUUUAAAAGAAAGAAAUUCGUUUUAUUAUUUCUGUUUUUAUUGAUAUGCGUCUUUCUAAAACAAUAUUACAAUAAAGAAAUAAUAAAACUUAGUUAUACAAGACCGUUGCUGCCUUUUCAAAGUUACGUUGCUGAACUUGAGAGUAUGUAUUUUGAAGCACAACGAGAUUAUUAUCAUGUUUAUAAAAAACAAUUUAAACCAAUUGCCCAGUCCGUAAAUAAUAAGAAUGUGUUUCAGAAUAACAAACUUAAAACAAUCCAACCAAAGUGCAGAAUACCAUUAAGUUUUUUAAUUUUAGUUCAUUCUUCUGCAGAAAAUAUUAAAAGAAGACUCGCUAUUAGAUACAGCUGGGGUUCGUCCCAAAAUAGAUUUAAUAAGCAAUUAACUGGUAAUUUAACAUAUAGUACCGUAUUUGCGGUUGGAAGAAGUUUGUCUGCUCCAGUUAACGAAAUGAUCGCUCAAGAAGCAAGCUCAUACAGUGAUAUUUUAUUUAUUGAUAUACUUGACACCUACAGAAAUUUAUCGUAUAAAACUUUAAACUCGCUAAUAUGGUCGUCAAAUUACUGUCGACCUGACUUCUUAUUAAAAACGGAUGACGAUUGUUACGUAAAUGUUGUUAAUAUAUUAAACUUUUUGAAAUCCGAACCUCUCUUGCCAUUGUAUACAGGAAGGGUUCAAUGGUUUAUGCCACCAAAUCGUGAUAACACCAGCAAGUUUUAUAUUUCAGUAAAUGACUAUAAUGGAUUUCUUUUACCACCAUAUGUGUCCGGAGGCGGAAUUUUGUUAUCAGGAGAUCUGAUUCCGCGCCUUGUGAGUGCUAGUCAACAAAAAAAAAUAAUACCAAAUGAAGAUGCAAACUUAGGUAUACUAAUGAAUAAUAUAGGUGUUUUACCGAGGGAAAACAUUCAUAUACUACCAUUUAUUUACUGCAACGAUUCUAUAUGGAAUCGACCAACUUGUGAUUUUGUUGACCAGUAUGUUAUUCAUGGCGUAGAGAACUACUCACAAGUGUGGCUUCACUAUCACACAUUAGUAUUGCAAAACAUAAAAGGGAAACUUCACCUGAGCUUAGAUCCAUCAAUGAAUUUUAUGUUGAACUUCGUGUACAUUUUAGUAAAAUGUCUGUGCAAAAUAAAGUUUUCAAAGCUUUAAUGACGAUGUUUGUAUAAACAUAAAUUGUUCUUCGCAUUUAUCAAUGAAACAUGGCUGGGAAAAUGA
Molecule: messenger RNA, 1304 nt
Organism: Hydra vulgaris (swiftwater hydra)
Lineage: Eukaryota; Metazoa; Cnidaria; Hydrozoa; Anthoathecata; Hydridae
Product: beta-1,3-galactosyltransferase 1
Cellular component (GO): Golgi membrane
Molecular function (GO): hexosyltransferase activity
Source: RefSeq, a predicted model, not a curated record